AUGGGAGGAGAACGCACCUGCAGUCCUGCAGUGGAGGCAACAUUCAAGUCCAGUAGAGAGGCGGGCAGCAUCGAUGUGGAGCGGUGGAUGGUGGAGAGGCUGCGAAAAAUGUUCGAUACCGAUGUCGUGGCGACAUACGAAGGCCUCGUCACCACCGAGUGCAGACGCACCACUCCUGGCGACGUCUGCUCCACCUGCUGCGAACUUUGCAUCUGCCCUCCCACCGUCGACGUUCCGCCAACCACCACUCCCACUGGUGACGGCGGCUGCAGAAAUGAGGAUGAGUUUCUUGCCGACAUAUCCCCUGCCUUAACCUCACGAAUUGCCUCCUGCUUCUCCUUACUUCCCACCUGUAAGACCAUUUACUCCAUUCUCACCUCUGCAUCCGCCAAUCCAUUCACCAAUCCCACCCAAACACGCGCAACAACCUCCUCCUCAUUCACGACCAAAUACAUGCAACUGUGA
Hydatigera taeniaeformis is the source of this 465-nucleotide messenger RNA. The record is from the annotation of a GenBank genome assembly. Lineage: Eukaryota; Metazoa; Platyhelminthes; Cestoda; Cyclophyllidea; Taeniidae.